AUGAAUUUAGAAAGGAUACCAACCGUUUACCCUACAGAAAAUGAAUUUAAGAAUAUUAUUACUUAUAUCUCGGAGUCUCGUAUAAGAAGAUUGGGAAAGAAAUAUGGUAUGAUUAAAGUUGUACCACCUACAGGAUUUAAGCCACCAUUAUCGUUAGAUCUUUCAAAAUUCAAAUUUAGGGUUAGAAAACAACAAUUGAAUCAGUUGAAUUUAAUCAAUAGAGCAAGAUUGUUUUUCAUUAAACAAAUUAACAAUUAUUUAAAAUUGAAUCAAAUAAAAGUUUGCAAAAAAAAAUAUUUUUUGGUUGAUAAUAAUAAAGAUGAAAAAUUUAAAUUAUAUCUCUAUGAUAUUUACAUUUCAGUACUAAAAUCAUAUAAUCCAUAUAUUACAUGGGAUAAAUUGUUAAUUUUAACCAGGGAUCAUAGAAAUAAAGCUUUAUUGAUCCCUUCAUUAAGAGAAGUUGAAAAAAAUAUCAAGUUAUGGAAAUGUUUAGCAAAACAAUUUGAUAACAUCCCUCUUUCAACUUUAAAAUAUUAUUUUGAUAAAUAUAUCAAGGAUUACUAUUCGUAUAUCCAUUCUCAAUAUCGUCAAAAUUUAUCAACUUUGCAAUAUAAUGACGAUUAUCCGAUAUCUUUGCUUAGUGACAAUGAAGAAAGUGAAUUAGAAAUUACUGAUGAGGAUGGGGAUGAAGAAGGAAAUGCAGAAGAAUGUGUAUUAUGUCAUGAGUACGACCAUAUAGAAGACCUUAUCACAUGUAACUCCUGUAAGAAAUAUUUUCAUAUUGGUUGUAUUAAUGACACAAAAGGUGAAAAACAUAUUGAAAACACAAUACCAUCUUCUAGUCUAGAAAGUUGGAUUUGUAGAAAUUGUGUUAUGGGUAAUGGGUAUUAUGGAUUUCAUAUGGGUAAUCAAUAUUAUUCAUUGAUGACAUUCCUCGAAGUAACAGAUUCGAAGAGAGCUCUCCAUGACGAUAAUGAAGAAUUAUCUAAAUUAGAGAAAGAAUUUUGGCAAUACGUAAAUGAUAUUGAUAAUACAAAAAAUGUAAAAUAUGGUGCAGAUAUUCAUAAUUCUGUGCCUGGUACCAUAUCUGGGUUUCCAACUUCAAAUUAUAUUCCUUCUUCGCAGAAGGAUAAUAUAAAGGAGUAUAUGUCAUAUGCCAUACAUCCGGCAAAUUUAGUUAAUUUACCAAAUUCUAAAGGAUCAUUAUUACCUUUAUUUAAAGAUACAAUAUCUGGAAUGACAAUACCAUGGGUUUAUGUUGGAUCAAAAUUUUCAACUUUUUGUUGGCAUAUGGAGGACCAAUAUACUUUAAGUGCUAAUUAUCAACAUGAGGGUGCAUCAAAAGUUUGGUACAGUAUCCCUGACUCAAGUUGUACCAAAUUCCAAGAUUAUUUGGUCUCAACGACUCCUGAUUUAUUUUUGAGACAACCAGAUCUAAUGCAUCAUUUAACAAGUUUAGUAUCCCCAGAUAUACUUACUCAGAAUGGUAUAACUUGUUAUAAAGCAAUUCAAAAUCCAAAUGAAUACAUAAUUACCUUCCCGAAAUGUUACCAUUCCGGUUUCAAUUCUGGUUAUAACCUUAAUGAAGCUGUAAAUUUUACCGCAGAUUUCUGGUUACCAUAUGGUAUGAGUGCUAUUGACGACUACAAAAUCUCCAAAAAACAAUGUGUUUUUGAAAUGUUUGAUUUACUUAUUACAAUACUUAAGAAUUACUUGGGAGGUAAAUACACAGAUAUGUUUAAUGAAUCACUUGUUAGAGAUUCCUAUGCAAUUUUACUUAACAGGUUUAAUGAGAUGAAUAAAGACCUAUCUAGGAUUAACGAUACUUGGAACUUAAUCCCAACUUUUAUUGACCGAGCUGGGCUCAGGUCUAAUAUGAAAAUGUCAGAAAAUAUGUUAAAAUCUGGAAUAUCAAGCAUCAAGAAUAAUUAUGACUAUGAAGAUGAACAUAAUGAAGAGGCACAAUUAUAUUGUGCUCAUUGUAAGACAAUAUGUUCUUUUGCCUUUGUAGUUCACCAAAAGAAUGGAAUUUUAACAGUGAAAUCUAGGAAAAACCUGAACGCAGACAACUUUCAAAAUUGGGCGAGAUUUGUUACGUACGUCUAUAAGAAAAGGCCAACAACGGACUUUGAUAUUCUCUGUUUACAUGAUUAUCUAGCCAUGGAGGAAUAUGAAACAGGUUCCAUAUCCUCGCAUAAUGAAAAUGACGAGCUUUAUAUCUUGAAAGACAUGGAGCAUAUCAAAAAUCUUCUUUAUGACUCGGGGGACAAGAUAGAUAAAAUGUAA
Maudiozyma barnettii is the source of this 2286-nucleotide messenger RNA. RefSeq names its product histone demethylase (gene JHD2). Gene Ontology annotation, molecular function: histone demethylase activity. The record is from RefSeq and is a predicted model, not a curated record. The transcript has a single exon. Bases 1 to 2286 code for a protein of 761 amino acids. Gene Ontology annotation, biological process: chromatin remodeling. Lineage: Eukaryota; Fungi; Ascomycota; Saccharomycetes; Saccharomycetales; Saccharomycetaceae. Gene Ontology annotation, cellular component: nucleus.